UAAUUUUUUUAACUUAUGUCUGCGCUUUUUCGUCUUGAUCGGACUUGGAAAGUAAAAUUUAUUAACUGUUCAUGCAAUCUUGCCACCUUUUCUAACGAUGUUGAUGAAACGCAGGAGAAGGAGUCGUUUUUGAGGAGUGUAUUGGCAGGUAUGGAAAACGUCUAUGUAAACAGAAAUCCGACGGCAAAGGCCGUGGUGGAGCUGGUACAGACAGUUGAGGGCGAUUCAGUCUGUUAUGAUCAUCUUGCUUUCAGGACAUUCGGGCUUGAUGGUCAUGGAAUUGAUUCAAUGGCAACAAUGUUCUUGGAUUAUGGAUAUACACAGCAACAAGAGCUGAGAUUUCCUGCUAAAAAAUUGAAAGCAUUAUGGUUUGCACCUCCAAAGUCUUCACGUUUUGGCAGUGGCAGUGGCGUUAAUGGUCCUCUCCCGAGAAUUUUUAUAUCCGAGCUUCUGGUUGAUCAAAUGAGCCCGCAAGCUCAGGAAAUAAUUAAAAAAUAUAUUCAAAUAUCUGGCAGUGGAUUCAAACAUGCUGCUCUUGCAAGUGCUUUAGGAUCAUUAACAUGGGCGAAGCCUUUAUAUUCUGAGUUUCAGCAAUUAGCAAGGGAGAGUGAAUAUGCUGCCUGGACGCUUGUCAAUGGUUAUGCACUGAACCAUGUUACGAUCUCCACUCACCGGCUCAAAUCUCAUCUGAGAAAAAUCGAUGACCUCAAUCGGUUCAUUGAAGAGAAUGGGUUCAAAUUAAGUUCUGAAGGUGGAGUUCUAAAAGUGAGCCCUGAUGGUCUUCUGCUGCAAAGUUCAACUGUGGCAGAUUCAAUCACUUUUGAAUUUUCUGAUGGUGUUAGUGAAUCAGUUCCUUGUUCAUACAUUGAGUUCGCAGAACGUCUUGUGUUGCCACAGUAUAAAAGUUUACCUGAAGAAGAGGUGAAGGAGUAUCAUAGGCGAGAUGGGUUUGAGGUGGGUAAUGCCGACAAGAUCUUUGAGAGCACAUCUAAAGAGCAACUCACUAGGAGGGCUGCAUGAGGAAAAAUAAAACAUUUCCAGGAAUAAGCGUGCAUUGGUACUUUUAUGUCGAGGUUCCAGAAGUAAAACAUUCACAGGCCGAGGUUGAACAUAAUGUAUAUGUGCAACAUGUAAAUAAAUAUGAUUUCCAUAUCAUUUGUUGCUUGCUGAAUCUUAUAAUAAUUCCGUAUGUUUUGAACCACUUUUCAUUUAUUCCUACCUAAAUUAAGCA
Molecule: messenger RNA, 1231 nt
Organism: Mercurialis annua (annual mercury)
Lineage: Eukaryota; Viridiplantae; Streptophyta; Magnoliopsida; Malpighiales; Euphorbiaceae
Exons: 6
Coding region: 16-1020 (334 amino acids)
Molecular function (GO): oxidoreductase activity
Source: RefSeq, a predicted model, not a curated record